Messenger RNA from Scheffersomyces stipitis CBS 6054, 3990 nucleotides. RefSeq names its product protein phosphatase regulator (gene REG1). Gene Ontology annotation, biological process: cellular response to glucose starvation; protein catabolic process in the vacuole. Bases 504 to 3503 code for a protein of 999 amino acids. The transcript has 3 exons. NCBI's taxonomy places the organism in Eukaryota, Fungi, Ascomycota, Pichiomycetes, Serinales, Debaryomycetaceae. The record is from RefSeq and is a predicted model, not a curated record.
UGUUUUUCUCUGUCUGCUGUCUUUAGCAUUUUCCAAAUUUCGAUUUUGUUUUUUUCACCUCCACUUUUCCUUCCAUCGUCUGUUAUUUGCCACUCUAGAGACUCCACCUCUCAGUACUACACUGGUGAUCUCUCUACCAUUGCACAAUCACACUAGCGAAAGGUUCGGCCCAAUUUAUACUAGUAUUGUUGAAACGGCAUUGAUACAGAUAUCAAGCUACUAGCUACAAUCACCACUAGCAUCACACAUCACUACCAGUACCACUAUAAAUACCAGAUUACCACUGCCACCACUACAAUACUAACACGACAGCUACUGCCAUACCCCAACCACCACUACUAGAAUACCACUUCGCCAACCACUUGAUCUUCAUACUUUUCCUGAAUCUCUCAGUCAUUCUCAUUUCACUUCAUCAUCAUCUUUUCUCAUUAAUCUUGCCACUAAUUCUCACUUCUGCAGCAGUCUAGAAUCCAUCUUAAAUUAUCACAUCCGCCAUCUCCAAAAUGUCAAUGUCCAACAACGAGGUGUUCUGUGGAGGCGCUACCACGUCUCAGCAUGUCGACGCUCAGGAUGAUGAUCACUUUGAGAACACAACGUUUAAGUUGAAACGAACGAGAUCCAUGGGGCUACUCGACGAGUUCAUCCCGGAGAAACUUGCAGCAGCGGCAAGCUCUACAACAACCAAUACUGCCGAUCAGAAUACAGAUCAUAUUGCUUCUACUACUAAUACUUCUAGUAACCUGAGCAUAGACAGCAACAUCAUCAACGCUGGGGGUGAAAAUGAUAUCAUCAACAUAGAAAACAAUAUCAUCUCUAACAAUGCUGAUUCUUCUAUUGAUUCCGAUGCCAUAUCACCUCCAGUUUCUUCAGUUUCACCGGGAUUGACUCCAACGCCGCUUUCGCUCAAAAGCCCGGAGUUACUACCCCACGACGAUACAGACAUCACGACUGAGCCAUCAGUACACGUCGAUUACUUGUCACAUCAAUGGGAUGUGAGCGACAUUCUGAGAUCAUGGCGUUAUGUGAUUCUGAAGAGAAAAGAUGUAGCUAACUCUGCCCGACUCGAGAACGCCAGUUGGCGAACUUGGGCUCAACGUAGAUGCAAUUUGAAGACGAUAAGCCCGGAAGUCGUCAACUGGUCCAAAGACUCCGAUGUUACGUGGCUCUACGGUCCUAUUCUCAAGGAUGACAAACCACUCUAUCCGGAUUCGACUUCUGAUCAUAAGGCGAUCACAACGGCUUCUUCGGUCGUCGCCGGUGACAUUUCCAUACCCAACAAGUCACAUGUACUGGCACCGAAGCCAAUUUUAAAACGUAGAACGGUUCAGGACAUGAUGAUCAGCCAUCUGAACUUGUUGAAGCUCCAGCUUGCCACUAACAAAAUGUACCAGAAACAGCGUGAAAAACAGCUUCUGAUCCAGCAACAGCAACAGCAUCAGCAAAAGCAGCAUAUCCAGGACGGAAAGAGCAAACAUACGCCCGAAUUUGACGACUAUGAUGCCAUUCUGGCCAAGUUGAAUUCGCAGUACAAAAAUGUCAGCGGCUCUUCUGAAAAUUCAUCCCAAAACAGCAGUGUAACCAGGCUUCAAAGUUUGCUUCAGAAAUCGCAAGGUUCUACUUCAAAUCUCAAGCACCAGCCCCAAACUCCAGAUUUUGGCCCCGCUCUUCUAGCAAAGGAUGUAGACGAAGCCGAUUUCUCGAUGUUUUUAGGUACUUCAGACAGUGUUACGAUUCCAGUUACAGAAGAGAAGCAUAAGGAAAAACGUCAUAUUCAUUUCAACGACGAAGUAACCCAAUGCAUAGCUGUAGAUCACUUUUCUGAUAACGAGUAUGAAGAGGAAGACGAUGAUUAUUACUACGACCCCGAUACUGGUUCUGAAGACGAGUUUGAUGGCUACAUCUACGAGAAUUCUACGAAUUACGGUGAAAAUGUUGAGUCUACUCCAGCCUACAAUAGCGAUGAAGACGAUGACGAUGAAGACGAUGACGAUGAAGACGAAGAGGGUGGCUUUUUCCUCAAGGUGAAGUCGCCUUCAAUUCCACAGUCGAACAUUCCAGGGUUGCUGGCAUCUGCUGGAGGUCAGAUUUCUUCACAACGAGAACCGGAAGCCACUGAAGACUCUGAUUCUGUAUCUACAAACAAUAGCAAGCUGUAUAAGACGAUUCAGUUGUUACCAUCAACUUCGUUAAACUAUGGAUCAGACGAAGAAAGCGACGAGGAGAAUCCUUACACUUCCAGUUUGUCUCACAAUGUCAAUAACGACGUAAGUAGAGGUUACGAUUACUACUACGACUACAACACGGUGUAUACGGUCGACCCAAGUCAUGCAAUCUACGGAACCAACAAGAAAGACACGCCCGAUGUAGUAGAUGUACCAGAGAACAUCACUAUGGGCUCAAACUUCGACUACGAGAUUAUAGAGAACGACGACUUUGCUCUGAAUAUAGACGGAAGAAACGCUUUACCUAUAAUUAACCCGGCCAUCAUCAACAGCAACAACAUCAACAACCAGAACAUCAAUCAGAAUACCGCCAGUUAUGUUCAAUACAAUGCCAGUGCGAAUGCUGGGAGUCCAGCUUCUCCUCCAACUAUUCCCAUACCGAAAGCUGCACCUUCUGCCAUUCCCAGCUCGAUCUCAGGAACGUCUCCUUUCAGUUUGAGUGAUUCAGAAAACAGCGACGAUGAAUCUGAUGAAGGAUUGUCUAUUGGAGCCAGAACUUCGUCUCACUCCUUAGCUCAACAAGUGUUUGGCCAGGCAAUGUCUGAAAGUGUCAGUAAUAAUAGUGCCAAAAGACAUUUUCCUGAAGCUUUUGAGACUCCACAACCCUCUUCGGCUCCUGUCAGUAGUAUAAAUCCUAAUCAUUCGUCAGCAUCAAUAUCUAAGAUGCCAACCUCGUCUAGUUCGUUAUCUCAGCUGUUCUUUGGAGGUGCUGCUUUGACAAAACAGAGGCAGUCGUCGAAUUCAUUAUCUGAACAAUUCUUUAAUGCUCAACCAACAACUCCUGCUUCAAUUCUGCAGCCACAACCACAGCACCAAGCUACAGACGUAGGUUCCAGUCAGUGGUUUACCGUUUCCCCUGAGAGCUCGCCUGCUCCAUUGCAGAAGACACUUUCGAAUACCCAGAGAAAGGCUUCUCCCUUACCUCCACAUACCACUUCAGCGAAUGCCUUUCUGGGAAAUACAACUCCUCCACCACUGCAACCUCCUACCGGUCUGACAUCGAGGCAACAGUCCAAGACGUUCUUGUUUGACGAUUCAGACUCAGACUCAGACGUAGACUACGUAGAGAAUGUAGCCCCGUUGAAUGUGGCAGGCCCCGGAGCCAACAGCCCGAGCUAUGCGACAUUGGCCCUGGUAGCAGACAAGAGCGGUGUGAAGUCGCCGUCCCCUGAUGUUUCUAAUGCCAAUGAGAAUAACGAUAAUCAAAGUCCUCAGUCUCGAAACAUAGUGGGUCAGGCUAAGGGUUUGGCCAACCACUUCUUAGGCGGCUGGAAGCAGUAGAACAAGGAAAAAGAAGAUACCUUAAGCGGAAAGUUACCGGAGUGAUAAUGUUGUUUUAAUAUUAAUAUUGAAGUUAAUGAUAUUAACAUGUCAAGCCAGAUUUCACUCAUAUAAAUACGCAUAGACAGUGACCACUAUAGCCACCAGAAUUAUUCACAAUCAAACCUACGAAGAUCCCGAAUCCACGCUAGUGCUUAAUAGCACCUUUCGGGCACCGAGGCCGCAGCACGCGAGCCAUAGUAACUCGUCUGGUAUACCAUGUCUAUUUUGCUUUUAUUUCAUACAGUUUAAUCAUUACAUGUACUAUAGAAAGGUGUAGAUCUUUACGGGAGUACUACUGAAAUCGGUUUAGCACAGUAUUGGAGGCUCGUAAAGUGGUGUAGAAUUACUCAAUUUCUAUUUGCAAUUAAGAAUUAACUUGAUUACAUUCAAACUAGUAUGGGACUAUAGAUACGAAGAACUUUCUUGGAUUAGGGAACUAAUGAAG